Messenger RNA from Dipodomys spectabilis (banner-tailed kangaroo rat), 1240 nucleotides. RefSeq names its product antagonist of mitotic exit network 1 homolog (gene Amn1). Gene Ontology annotation, molecular function: protein binding. The transcript has 7 exons. The coding region runs from base 73 to 849 and encodes 258 amino acids. Gene Ontology annotation, biological process: SCF-dependent proteasomal ubiquitin-dependent protein catabolic process. Gene Ontology annotation, cellular component: SCF ubiquitin ligase complex. NCBI's taxonomy places the organism in Eukaryota, Metazoa, Chordata, Mammalia, Rodentia, Heteromyidae. The record is from RefSeq and is a predicted model, not a curated record.
GCCGAUGGUCCCUGGCUGGGGUGGCGGUGGCUCUGAGACUGAGGAAGAGGCCUGCGAGAGAGGCGGGCCGCGAUGCCUUCCCAGCGGCGGGUCAGUCAGCUCCUGGAACUGUGCCUUUGGUGCUUCAUGGAGAACAUUUCCAGAUACAUCACAGACAUUAAGCCUUUGCCUCCUAACAUAAAAGAUAGGCUGAUUAAGAUAAUGAGUACUCAAGGGCGGAUAACAGAUUCCAAUAUAAGUGAGAUUUUACAUCCUGAAGUGCAAAUCCUAGAUCUCCGGAGCUGUGAUAUCUCAGAUGUUGCUCUCCAACAUGUGUGUACCUGCAAAAAACUGAAGGCAUUAAAUUUAAAUUCCUCACAGGAAAACAGAGUUUCCAUAACUUCUGAAGGAAUAAAAGCUGUGGCUGCAUCUUGCUCUUACUUGCAUGAGAUUUCUUUGAAAAGAUGCUGCGGCCUCACUGAUGAAGGUGUCCUUGCACUUGCGCUCAACUGCCGGCUGCUGAAGAUCAUUGACUUAGGUGGAUGCUUGAGUAUUACUGACAUGGCCUUACAUGCUCUAGGACAAAACUGUCCCUUUUUGCAAUGCGUUGACUUUUCUGCCAGCCAGGUCUCUGACAGUGGUGUGCUUGCGUUGGUUAGUGGACCAUGUGCUAAGAAGUUAGAGGAGAUUCACAUGGGGCACUGUGUCAAUCUGACGGAUGAUGCUGUGGAAGCUGUUCUUACCUACUGCCCCCAGAUAUGCAUAUUGUGCUUCCAUGGAUGCCCCCUGAUAACAGAUCACUCACGAGAAGUCUUGGACCAGUUAGUAGGCCCAAACAAACUAAAGCAAGUAUCGUGGACUGUGUACUGAGGUUAUGGAAAUUUGUCAAUGAAAGCUGGACUCUGCCUUCCAGAUAGGGUCAAUAGAUAUCUGCUGCCCACUUAAUUUAGCAUUACUUCGUGACUAUUGUGUUAUUUAAGCUAUGCUCUCAGAGAGUAGACUAAAUCCCCAUGAAUGCAGUUUGUGCUGUAAAGCUAGCCAGAUUCCUAAACAUGUUACUACGACUUUGAGUCUGUAUUUGUUUGAUAAGUAUUUGUUUAUAAAAUGCUAAUCCUGAUAUGAACUCAGGCAGAGAAAGAGACUGUUUUGUGAAGUAAGUUUCAAAUGAUGUUUUCCCUUGAAAUACCCUCCUCUGUAGGUAUUAGAGCUGUUCUGAGAUAUUAACUAGUACAAAUAAACCUUAGAACUCUUUGAAGUAAAA